Messenger RNA from Vollenhovia emeryi, 1532 nucleotides. RefSeq lists its product as uncharacterized. The coding region runs from base 195 to 494 and encodes 99 amino acids. NCBI's taxonomy places the organism in Eukaryota, Metazoa, Arthropoda, Insecta, Hymenoptera, Formicidae. The record is from RefSeq and is a predicted model, not a curated record. The transcript is spliced from 2 exons.
GUCUGAUGUACAAUGUCACCAACAACGAUAAUUGCUAUGCACGAUUACGCCAGUCGAAAACGAUAAUCGCGAGUCGAUGCACGUAGGCCCGAGCGCGUAUAAAAGUACGCCACCCCGAGAGCACGAGCAUCAAUCGAUCUUCGAUCUUCGAGCUCUCCGAGGCUUUCCCGAUCCUCUCUCAACAGCCAGCAGACAUGAAGUACUUCGCCGCUAUCGCUCUGUUCGCCCUGGUGGCCGUCGCGGCCGUCACGGAGGCGAAACCCACCGGAGUGGAGUCCGUCGAACCGGUGCGGGCCGAACCCGCCGCGCCGGAAGCGCCGAGGGAUAAGCGAGGGCUGCUGCUAAGCGCGGCUUACACGGCGCCGCUCGCUUACAGUGCAUACACCGCCCCGGCCCUGACGUACUCCGCAUACAGCUACCCCUAUGCGUACACAGCCUAUUCGGGCUACCCCUAUUACGCCUCCGCCUACAGCGCGCCCUAUUACUUGGCCUAGAUACGCGGCCGCACAAGCCCGGGGGAACACGCCGAACUACCGACCAGCCUCUCUGAUUUCAACGACGACAACCGCCACGACUCGGCCGGCCGCGCGAGGGGAACACUCGAGAGCGCGACGCGAUCACGUAAGACAGUUUCAUCGGCAAAAGUAUCCUAAGCGGAGUAUCACUGAUGCAUGAAAUGGAUUCUGGCGCUUCCGUCGUGACGACGUUCGUUCGCGAGUGAAAUGGAUUAUGUACCGUUUGUUUGGAUUCGAUUUUCGCGGAAGGGGUUUUGUUUUACGAGGCACCUGACUCGAGGUUUGCGCCGAGGUUCUUUGCAAAUUAUUCUUGACCAUUCAAAAGUCAUGAAAGGUACGCGAACGAAAUAUGGGCACGAUAUAAAUAGCCAUUCGUAUGCAUGAUAGAGAUUCUACGCGGAUUCCCGGCGAAUAAACAGGAAACGAACCAUAUUAAGAACCAGGCCUCGCUCGAGCGAGGUACCUUCACUUUCGUUGCCGUUAAUACCUCUCGCAGUUGUAUCUGUGGACUAUUCACUCUCCAAGGAAAACACUCAUACGUUCGUAUGAUCUAUUUGAGGAACACUUAUCGCACUAUCACGUAUACGCACAUCUCUUAUUAUCUACGUAUUUACAUGAACAAAACGGACCGUCCACCACUUGGAUUUGUACAAAAAGGACCAUUCGUGCAACGCGAUAUACGACUUAUAUGUAAGAUCGUGAUAAACCGUUGUCACGAACUCUCUUUGUGCAUAGAAUGCAUUUACAGACCGUGUAAUUCAGUGAAAACCUCGAUUAUGUUAUCACGUACAGUGUAUGCUCCCCGUUUCGUCUAAAUGUUUACGUAAAUCUGACUUUUUCUUCACGAGAAGAGUAUCCGCAGCGUGAUUCUGUAUAUCUCUCAUCGCAUAAAAUUAAUUUAAAAGAAUUUGACGAAACGCUGUUAACUCUUCCUCGCGCCUGUGUAUCUUCCACAAAAUAUCUGUAUGUUCAUAAAUCAUGUAAGUCACUGUAGAAAAUAAAAAUAUAAUGCAAUAA